AUGGCCACCAUCUUAAGAAAUGAGCCAGCAUACCCAGCGCAAGAUUCUGAAGAUACAGCGAUGGAGGAUAUCGUCGUGUCGUCGAGCUCCACGGAACAGCCUAUGCCUGGACCAGAAACCGAGGCAGCCUCACCCUCCAGUACGUAUGCAACUAGUUGGUCAAUGGUUCCUGCUGCCUUAUCCCUCGGGGAGCGAAAUCGGCGUGAAAACACGUUCCUAGUACACCUGCAUAAUCGUUUGCCAGCAAGAGUCAUGCUCACAGACGUGGUGGACGAUUUGACAAUCCAGCGCAUUCUGAAAUCGCCUGUCAUAAAGGAACCAACUCUUUGUACAAUUGCCGAAAAUGCUACCAUCGAAAACCCACUGCCGAUCAAGACUCAACGACCAUUAACCACCAAGAUGCAGAACUUGGUGAGCUUCAAGACAUUCAAGCAUUUGUUGAUGGGCUCGAUUUGCCUCAUCGAGUCGAGCUUGCAAACGGCUCAACGUCGAGUAGCGGAGACGCACACAGCUACAAGCUCACUGGCGGUAUCUCGUUUUUGCGACGGUGGAGUUCUUGAGCGCGCGCGAGACCGAGCAGCUGCAAACCAGGUUGCGCAAACUACAUUUCAGCCGCUUUUGGCCGUGUCCUUGGUAGUUGUUUCUGGGUAUCAAGUCAAUCAUUCGGAGGUGAGCUGGUCUCCCUAUUAUACACGGGCCGAAUCCCUAAAAACUUUCGGGUUUUACUGCGAACUUGUCCAACAGAAAGUUCAGGGCCUUACCGAUCGUAUCAACGAAGUGGAGCGUGUCUUCCCCUCACGUCCAGUAAAUUCGAAGAAAAAGCCAGUGAUAAGUGAAACGCCAAAGCUCCACUAUCUCCAUCACAUAGCCGACGACCUUGAUCGGUUCGCAACAGCAAUUCAUUUCGAAUUUGAGAAAGGGGAACAAUUCAACAAGUUCGUUCGUGAACAUAUAUUCCACUCCAAUAGACAUAACCCUUCUCGUGAUGCUCUCGAAAUGAUUGGACGCCAGAUUAUGUUCAGGCAUGUAAUCGACGGUGGCUCGUAG
Messenger RNA from Zychaea mexicana, 1047 nucleotides. RefSeq lists its product as uncharacterized. NCBI's taxonomy places the organism in Eukaryota, Fungi, Mucoromycota, Mucoromycetes, Mucorales, Lichtheimiaceae. The transcript has 5 exons. The record is from RefSeq and is a predicted model, not a curated record. Bases 1 to 1047 code for a protein of 348 amino acids.